This is a messenger RNA of Penicillium macrosclerotiorum, 426 nucleotides long. RefSeq lists its product as uncharacterized. The transcript is spliced from 2 exons. The record is from RefSeq and is a predicted model, not a curated record. NCBI's taxonomy places the organism in Eukaryota, Fungi, Ascomycota, Eurotiomycetes, Eurotiales, Aspergillaceae. Bases 1 to 426 code for a protein of 141 amino acids. Gene Ontology annotation, cellular component: mitochondrion.
AUGGCCACACCAUCAGCGUCUUCAGACGCUUCUUCAGUGCCUUCUGCGCCCCGCAAGUACAAUCUCCGCAACCCGCUUCCCCUCUCGGCAUCCCAGGAACAAGAAGUCAAGCAGCUUUACUACAAGCGCGUACGAGCUCGCUGUGCGCCGGAGAUCAAGGCCUUCGCCGAAUGUGCCGUGAACCGUACUGUUACUGCCACCUGGGUCUGCCGCCAGCAGCGCCUCAUCAUGAACUCCUGCAUGGUAACCCACGCCAACAACCGGGAAGAAGAAGACCGCGCACGCGAGGAAUGGUUUGCAACACAUGAAGAGCGCCGCCGUGCGAAAGAGGAGGAACUAGUUCGUGUCGAGAAGCGACGCGAGGAAGUCAUUCGCAUGAUGCGGGAAGACGAGGAGCGGACGCGGCAGAAGGCACAGGGUAAUUGA